Molecule: messenger RNA, 5403 nt
Organism: Betta splendens (Siamese fighting fish)
Lineage: Eukaryota; Metazoa; Chordata; Actinopteri; Anabantiformes; Osphronemidae
Gene: slc12a7b
Product: solute carrier family 12 member 7b
Exons: 26
Coding region: 151-3525 (1124 amino acids)
Biological process (GO): chloride transmembrane transport; cell volume homeostasis; potassium ion import across plasma membrane
Cellular component (GO): membrane
Molecular function (GO): potassium:chloride symporter activity
Source: RefSeq, a predicted model, not a curated record
CUGCCGAUAGGAAGAAAAAGUCAGAAGUUCGCGCUCGUCUGUCGGCGAGAGUUGAGCAGAGCGACAGCCGCUGGGCGGAAGGAACGGCAGGAGAGAGAGAGGAAGGGAGAAGACGGACGAGCGAGCGCGAAGGGAUCACACGGCGCAGACAUGCCCGGUAAAUUCACCGUGGUGCCAGUGAAGGACAGCGGCAGGAAGCCGGAGGACGAGGAUGUGGAGGAGAACAGCGUCCUGAAGGAGGAGGGGGAGGACGGGACAGGUGAUGGCGUCCCGAAGGAGAACAGUCCCUUCAUCAACAACACUGAAAACGACAAGGGCAACAGCUAUGAUGGCACAAACAUGGCUCUCUUUGAGGAGGAGAUGGACAGCAACCCCAUGGUGUCGUCGCUCCUCAAUAAGCUGGCCAACUACACCAACCUCACGCAGGGAGCCCACGAGCACGAGGAGGCCGACGACGAGGAGGGCGCCAAGAAGAAGGCCGUCAAGAGCCCACAGAUGGGGACCUUCAUGGGCGUCUACCUCCCCUGCCUCCAGAACAUCCUGGGCGUCAUCCUGUUCCUGCGUCUGACCUGGAUCGUGGGCACCGCCGGCAUCUUGGAGUCGCUGGUCAUCGUGGGCCUCUGCUGCUGUUGUACCAUGCUGACGGCCAUCUCCAUGAGCGCCAUCGCUACCAACGGCGUUGUGCCAGCUGGAGGCUCCUACUACAUGAUCUCCAGAUCUCUGGGUCCCGAGUUCGGUGGCGCUGUGGGUCUUUGUUUCUACCUGGGCACCACGUUCGCUGGCUCCAUGUACAUUCUGGGAACUAUAGAGAUUCUGCUGACGUACAUUUGGCCCAAGGCUGCCAUCUUUAUAGCAGAGAAGAAGGAGGAUGAGACGGAGGCCCUGCUCAACAACAUGCGCGUUUACGGCUCGUGCUGCCUGGCCAUGAUGGCCUUGGUCGUCUUCGUGGGGGUCAAGUAUGUCAACAAGUUGGCCCUGGUCUUCCUGGCCUGCGUCAUCCUGUCCAUCCUCGCCAUCUACGCCGGAGUCAUCAAGAGCAUCUUCGAGCCUCCUGACUUUCCAGUCUGCAUGUUGGGAAAUCGCACUCUGCAGAACCACCACUUUGACAAGUGUCUGAAAACGGAGGUCGUAGGCAACGAGACCGUCACCACCGACCUGUGGAAGCUGUUCUGUGACGGGCCGGACCUGAACGCCACCUGCAACGAGUACUUCACCAACAACAACGUGACAGAGAUUCAGGGCAUCCCGGGUUUGACCAGCGGAGUCAUUACAGACAACAUGUGGUCCCAGUACGGGCCUCUGGGUAUGUUGGUAGAGGGCAAGAAGCUGUCAUCGUCUGGGGGAAGCGACUCAUCCCAGGACGCCUACAUGCCGUAUGUCAUCAACGACAUCAUGACCUUCUUCACGCUGCUGGUCGGCAUCUACUUCCCAUCAGUCACCGGCAUCAUGGCUGGUUCCAACCGGUCCGGUGACCUGCGCGAUGCCCAGAAGUCCAUCCCCAUCGGGACCAUCCUGGCCAUCGCCACCACCUCCACCAUCUACAUCACCUGCGUGGUGCUGUUCGGUGCCUGCAUUGACAGCGUUUUGCUUCGAGACAAGUUUGGCGACUCUGUCAAAGGGAACCUGGUCAUAGGCACGCUGUCCUGGCCCUCGCCCUGGGUCAUCGUGAUCGGAUCCUUCUUCUCCUGCUGCGGAGCCGGCCUGCAGAGCUUGACCGGCGCCCCGCGCCUGCUGCAGGCCAUCGCCCGGGACGGCAUCGUGCCCUUCCUACAGGUGUUUGGUCACGGCAAGGCUAACGGGGAACCCACCUGGGCCCUGCUGCUGACGGCCGGCAUCUGUGAGAUCGGCAUCCUCAUUGCCUCGCUGGACUCCGUGGCCCCUAUUCUCUCCAUGUUCUUCCUCAUGUGUUACCUGUUUGUGAACCUUGCCUGUGCUGUUCAGACGCUGCUGCGGACUCCCAACUGGAGACCACGCUUCAAAUACUAUCACUGGGCUCUGUCCUUCCUGGGGAUGAGCCUGUGCCUCGCUCUCAUGUUCAUCUCCUCCUGGUAUUACGCCAUCGUUGCCAUGGUCAUCGCUGGUUGCAUCUACAAGUACAUAGAGUACAGAGGGGCAGAGAAGGAGUGGGGCGACGGCAUCCGCGGCCUGUCUCUCAACGCCGCCCGCUACGCUCUGAUUCGCCUGGAAGAGGCUCCACCGCACACCAAGAACUGGAGGCCUCAGCUGCUGGUGCUGCUCAACGUGGACUCAGACCAGGCCGUCAAACACCCUCGUCUUCUGUCCUUCUGCACGCAGCUGAAGGCAGGGAAAGGCCUGACCAUAGUGGCCAAUGUUUUAGAGGGAACGUACCUCACCAAGGAGGCAGAAGCCAAGAAGGCUGAGCAGAACAUCAAGGCCUCCAUGUCAGCGGAGCGCACCAAAGGCUUCUGUCACGUCGUGGUGUCGUCCAACCUCCGAGACGGCGUCUCCCACCUCAUUCAGUCUGCGGGGCUGGGUGGCAUGAAGCACAACACGGUCCUGAUGGCCUGGCCCGGCACCUGGAAGCAGUCCAACGACCCGCAGUCAUGGAGGACCUUCAUUGAGACGGUGCGGGAGACGACGGCGGCCCACCAGGCCCUGCUGGUGGCCAAGAACGUGGACAGCUUCCCCACCAACCAGGAGCGCCUGGGCGAGGGCACCAUCGACGUGUGGUGGGUGGUCCAUGACGGAGGCCUGCUGAUGCUGCUGCCCUUCCUGCUGCGGCAGCACAAGGUGUGGCGGAAGUGUAAGAUGCGCAUCUUCACGGUGGCGCAGAUGGACGAUAACAGCAUCCAAAUGAAGAAAGACCUGCAGAUGUUCCUGUACCACCUGCGACUGGACGCUGAGGUGGAGGUGGUGGAGAUGCACGAUAACGACAUCUCAGCUUUCACCUAUGAGAAGACGCUUGUGAUGGAGCAGAGGUCUCAGAUGCUGAAGCAGAUGCACCUGUCCAGGACUGAGAGGGAGCGAGAGAUUCAGAGUAUCACUGAUGAGUCCCGUAGCUCGAUCCGAAGGAAGAACCAAGGUGCUUCCGAAAGCGCCAACCUCAGCCGUCAGUCCUCGCCGAUGGAGGACACGCAGGAGGACGAGGCCCAGCUCAUCCAUGACAGGAACACGGCCUCUCACGCCUCCGUGAACGACAAGGCCGACGCCGGGCCCGAGCGGGUUCACAUGACGUGGACCAAAGAGAAGCUCUUCACGGAGCGCAGCCGGAACCGGGAGGGCGCGGCCAGCGUGGCCGUGCGCGACCUCUUCAACAUGAAACCAGAGUGGGAGAGUCUGAACCAGUCGAAUGUCCGCCGGAUGCACACGGCCGUCAAGCUGAACGAGGUGGUGGUCAACAAGUCCCAGGGCGCUCACCUGGUUCUGCUCAACAUGCCUGGACCGCCGAGGAACCGAGGCGGCGACGAGAACUACAUGGAGUUCCUGGAGGUUCUCCUCGAGGGCCUGAACCGGGUGCUGCUGGUGCGGGGCGGCGGCCGUGAAGUCAUCACCAUCUACUCCUAGGACAACGAGAUUGCCGACGCUGUCACGCCCCACCCUGCGCUCAUGGGCCGCUGCGGACGUCCCCGUCGCUGGGCAUUCUGUGGGAACAAGCCUGUGUGGGAUUUAAGGAAGGGCGGGGUUUGUUGGAAGGCGGGACCACUUGUGAUUGACAGACAGCCUGAAGAGCCUCCGGAUGAGGGGGACGGUUGGUGUGGACUCAGCAGCCUGGUUGAAGGAGGGAGCACAGUGUGUGUCCACGCUGGGACAGACCCACUGCGCACGGACGACAAUAGAGACACUUUAUAUUUUCUGUUCUGUUUCUUCUUUGUAUCUUUUCCCUCUUGUGUUGUUUUGUUGUUAAGUUACACAAGUUACGCACUUAUUGUGUAAAGACAAGCAAGAAGUGAACGUGUACAGCUGAUAAGAAGCUCGUAAGUCUUUUCCAUUCGUCUGGUUCACUCAACUCUGGGAACUGCAGAGACAAGUAGAAAUAAAACGUAGAUCUUAAGAAUCAAAUACGCACAGGAAGCAACUGCGCUGCACGAAGCCCAGUGAUUCUGCCACAUCUUAGUUUGCUGAUGCUGCUUUUGUUGCUGUGGUCUCGUUGUGAUGUUGCUGCCGUGUCACCUUUCGCACCCUGACGACGGCUUUUCAGUCAGUCAACGCUGUUACGUGAUAGAGAUGAGAUGGAUGCACGUGUGUGGAGCCUGCAGUAGGAGGUCGAACCACAGUAAACCGGCCGCAUGAGUCAAUUUGCCUUCAAAUUAGUUCUCGCUCAACAAAAGCUACUUUUACAUGUAAAGCACACAGUGACGGGACUGUUGAGUUUGCACUAAUGUGGACUCUCCUCUGUCGCCACUUUACUGCAUUGAAACGACAGCAAGCCGUUCUAAAAUGUUUAAUGUUUUUAUAAAGUCUAACCACGAUAAAGACGAGUAGACGAAUCCUGGUAAUUUUGUGAACAUGUGUAGUAAAAGUGCCAAAGUGACGAAGGAAACUUUGGAAGUGUUGCCUCUGCUUCUCCCAGCGUGGCCGGACUCCAACCUUAAGUCUUAGGAGGCCGUGAACUCCUAAAGAAGUCUGCACGACGUCACAAUUCAGGCCCGCGAAGAUUUCAAGCCUGAAGUUUGUAGGGAGGUCGGAGCGAAGAAGGAGGGCGAUGGAAGCUUUGACACAGUUCCUGGUCAGAGUUAGCUGCAGUGUUUUGUCUCUGGGCCGAUGUUCUGUUGUGUUUCUUGUUCCGUUGUUGAUGCCCAUGGAACCACGUAGCUCUGGUCUCUGUAGUGUGUGAGGUGAUCGCUCGUCCCCCUUUUUUUUAAGGCAGGAGGCAGAGAGGAGGAGCCCUGGACCGAAGCAGCAGCAUCCAGGGCUCAAGCAAUGGUUCAUUGUCGCUUUCUAUAUAAAGGUCAUUUAUUUCAGUGUCUUUGCUCAGUUUGAUAUUUUAGCCAUAAAAUAUGCAUAAUGAUAUGUGUACAUGCACCUGACAUUGUCUAGUCCAAUGAGGUUAACUAUGAUGUUACUGAGCUGUAAAGUAGGACUGUAGCUGAGCGCAAUAAUAUAUCAAGCCCAUCAGACCUACAGACGAUGCUACAUGCGCUGCUGGAGCGGAGCUAGUAUCGGCACUAAUGGUUGAGGUGACUGGAGAAUGUGAUCUACCUCAACGCGUCACUGAGGCUCCGCUGCACAUAUACAAACCUGUUACAUGUGGAUCAAGACGACAUGAAGCCUCAGCUUUGUGGGUCGGCGGCAGACGAGUGUGUGUUUGCGUGUGUGUGUUUGUGUGUGUUCCCGCCUCACAGGCCGAAACUGGAAGUUAUUUGUGGGCGCAUAUGUAAAGGAUAAAGCCCUGUGAAUUGUAUUUGUGCCUCUCUGAGUAAUUAUUAAAAGUGCUGAAAUAAA